This is a messenger RNA of Leucoraja erinaceus (little skate), 4686 nucleotides long. RefSeq names its product zinc finger protein 850-like. The transcript is spliced from 3 exons. NCBI's taxonomy places the organism in Eukaryota, Metazoa, Chordata, Chondrichthyes, Rajiformes, Rajidae. Bases 1273 to 4170 code for a protein of 965 amino acids. The record is from RefSeq and is a predicted model, not a curated record.
CCCCUCAAUCCCCCCACUCUCACUUCCCAGGUUCUUGAGUUUGCAGCAAUCGGGCAGGCUCCGCGCUCCGGGCCGCCUCCGCGCACCAGGUGGCUUCUGGACUCAGUCCACUGACUCACAGCUUCUAGUCUCACAGUUCACUCACUAACGGGUUCUGGACUCGCAGUUCACUCACUCACGGCUUCUGGACUCACAGUUCACUCACUCAUGGCUUCUGGACUCACAGUUCACUCACUCACGACUUGUGGAUUCAGUUCACUCAGUCACGGCUCGUGGACAGACGGUUCACUCAGUCACGGCUUGUGGACUCACGGUUCACUCAGUCAUGGCUUAUGGACUCACGGUUCACUCACUCACGGCUUGUGGAGUCGCUGUUCACUCGUGGCUUGUGGACUCGUGGUUCACUCACGGCUUGUGGACUCGCGGUUCACUCACUCACGGCUUGGGGACUCGCGAUUCACUCUCACGGCUUGUGGACUCACAGUUCACUCAGUCACGGCUUGUGGACUCACAGUUCACUAAGUCACGGCUUGUGAACUCAGUUCUCUCACUCACGGCUUGUGGACACAGUUCACUCAAUCACGGCUUGUGGACUCAGUUCACUCAGUCACGGCUGCUGGACACACAGUUCACUCACGCACGGCUGCUGGACUCAUAGUUCACUCACUCACGGUUUGUGGAUACAGUUCACUCUACCCCCAAUACCAUGUAUUCUAAUUUUACACACUAAUCUCCUGUAUGGGAUUUUUGAAAGUCCAGAUACACCACUUCCACUCGCUCUCCCAUAUCCAUUCUACUUGUUACAUCCUCAAAAAAUUCCAGAUUAGUCAAGCAUGAUUUCUCCGUCAUACAAUCAUGCUGACUUUGACCGAACCUGUCACUGCUUUCCAAAUGCGAUGCUAUUACAUCUUUAAUAACUGACUCAAGCAUCUUCCCCACUACCGAUGUCAGGCUAACUUUGUUUCCUCUCACCUUCCUUUCUUAAAAAGUGGGGUUACGUUAGCUACCUUCCAGCCCACAGGAACUGAUCCAGUGUCCAUAGAACAUUGGAAAAUAUUCAUCAAUGCAUCCACAAUUUCUAGGGCCACCUCCUUAAGUAUUCUGGGAUGCAGACCAGCAGGACCUACGGAUUUAUCUGCCUUCAGUCCCCAACAGUUUACCAAACACUAUCUGUUGUGCUACUUCAAGGUAGCACAAGCAGAGGAUUUGUGUCCGGGAAUCUGAAACGCAUUCAGUUCACCAGCACCUGAAUGUGUGAGAGGCAUUCACAGCAUGGAGAAAUUAUUCCCCAGCUCUGUGUGUGGGCAGGGAUUCACUGAACCUUCCCACCUGGUGCCCCACCAGCAGGUUCAUCCUGUGGAGAAACUAUUUGUCUGUCCCGAUUGUGGGAAGGGAUUCACUCAAACCUACAACCUGAAACGACACCGACAAACUCACACCGGUGAGAGGCCGUUCACCUGUUCUGAGUGUGGGAAGGGAUUCAUUGGAUCAUCUGAGCUACUUAGGCACCAGCGAGUUCACACUGGAGAGAGGCCAUUCAUCUGCUCUCUGUGUGGGCGGGGGUUCACUGAUACCUCCCAACUGGUGGCCCACCAACGAGUUCACACUAAGGAGAAACCAUUUGCCUGUCUUGAUUGUGGGAAGGGAUUCACGCAAACACGCUAUCUGAAGAGGCACCAGCAGAUUCAUACAGGGGAGAGGCCGUUCACCUGUUCUGAGUGUGGGAAGGGAUUCAUUCAAUCUUCAGAGCUGCUGAUGCACCAGCAAAUUCAUACUGGGGAGAGGCCGUUCACCUGUUCUGAGUGUGGGAAGGGAUUCAUUCAAUCAUCUGACCUACUGACACACCAGCGACUUCACACUCAGGAAAGGCCGUUCAUCUGCUCUACCUGUGGAAAGGGAUUUACCAAGUUCUCCAGGAUGAAAACCCACGAGCGAGUUCACACUGGGGAGAGGCCAUUUACCUGCUCUGAGUGUGGGAAGGGAUUCACCCGGUCAUCCACCUUGAUGAAACACCAGCAAAUUCACACCGGGGAAAGGUCGUUCACCUGUCCCGAGUGUGGGAAGGGAUUCACUCAAGCACGGCAUCUGAAGAAGCACCAGCAAAUUCACACUGGGGAGAGGCCGUUCACCUGUUCUGAGUGUGGGAAGGGAUUUGUUCAAUCUUCGGAGCUAUUGACACACCAGCGGGUUCACACAGGGGAGAGGCCGUUCACCUGCUUUGUGUGUGGGAAGGGGUUCAUUGGAUCAUCUGACCUACUGACACACCAGCGAGUUCACUCUGGGGAGAGGCCGUUCACCUGCUCUACUUGUGGGAAGGGAUUUACCAAGGUCUCCAACAUGAAAACCCACCAGCGAGUUCACACUGGGGAGAGGCCAUUUACCUGCUCUGAGUGUGGGAAAGGAUUCACUCGGUCGACCAUCUUGAUGAAACACCAGCUAAUUCACACCGGGGAAAGGUCGUUCACCUGUUCUGAGUGUGGGAAGGGAUUCACUCAAGCAUGCCAUCUGAAGAGGCACCAGCUAAUUCACACUGGGGAGAGGCCGUUCACCUGUUCUGAGUGUGGGAAGGGAUUCAUUCAAUCUUCAGAGCUACUGGUACAUCUGCGGGUUCACACGGGGGAGAGGCCGUUCACCUGCUCUGUGUGUGGGAAGGGAUUCAUUGGAUCAUUUGACCUACUGACACACCAGCGAGUUCACACUGGGGAGAGGCCGUUCACCUGCUCUACCUGUGGGAAGGGAUUUACCAAGUUCUCCAGCAUGAAAACCCACCAGCUAGUUCACACUGGGGAGAGGCCAUUUACCUGCUCUGAGUGUGGGAAGGGAUUCACUCGAUCGAGCAUCUUGAUAAAACACCAGCUAAUUCACACCGGGGAAAAGUCGUUCACCUGUUCCGAGUGUGGGAAGGGAUUCAUUCAUUCAUCUACAUUACUCAGACACCAGAGAGUUCACACUGGGGAGAGGCCGUUUAUCUGCACUGGGUGUGGGAAAGGAUUCACACGAUUUUCCCACCUGAUGACCCAUCAGCGAGUUCACACCUUGGAGAAACCAUUUGCCUCUCCCAGUUCACAUCCACACUCAUUCAGUUCACCAGCACCUGAAUGUGUGAGAGGCAUUCACAGCAUGGAGAAAUUAUUCCCCAGCUCUGUGUAUGGGCAGGGAUUCACUGAACCUUCCCACCUGAUGCCCCACCAGCAGGUUCAUCCUGUGGAGAAACCAUUUGUCUGUCCCGAUUGUGGGAAGGGAUUCACUCAAACGUACAACCUGAAUCGACACCGACAAACUCACACCGGGGAGAGGCCGUUCACCUGUUCUGAGUGUGGGAAGCAAUUUGCUCAGUUAAUCCACAUGAAAAGACAUCAGCGAAUUCACACCGGGGGAAGGCCGUUCAUCUGUUCUGGGUGUGGGAAGGGAUUCAUUGGAUCAUCUGAGCUACUGAGGCACCAGCGAGUUCACACUGGGGAGAGGCCGUUCACCUGCUCCGUGUGUGGGCAGGGGUUCACUGAUACCUCCCAACUGGUGACCCACCAACGAGUUCACACAAAGGAGAAACCAUUUACCUGUCCCGAGUGUGGGAAGGGAUUCACUCAAGCAUGCCAUUUGAAGAGGCACCACCAAAUUCACACUGGGGAGAGGCCGUUCACCUGUUCUGAAUGUGGGAAGGGAUUCAUUCAAUCUUCGGAGCUACUGAUACACCAGCGGGUUCACACUGGGGAGAGGCCGUUCACCUGCUCUGUGUGUGGGAAGGGAUUCAUUGGAUCAUCUGACCUACUGACACACCAGCGAGUUCAUACUGGGGAGAGGCCGUUCACCUGCUCUACCUGUGGGAAGGGAUUUACCAAGUUCUCCAGCAUGAAAACCCACCAGCUAGUUCACACUGGGGAGAGGCCAUUUACCUGCUCUGAGUGUGGGAAGGGAUUCACUCGGUCGACCAUCUUGAUAAAACACCAGCAAAUUCACACCGGGGAAAGGUCGUUCACCUGUUCCGAGUGUGGGAAGGGAUUCAUUCAUUCAUCUACGUUACUCAGACACCAGAGAGUUCACACUGGGGAGAGGCCGUUCAUCUGCACUGGGUGUGGGAAAGGAUUCACACGAUUUUCCCACCUGAUGACCCAUCAGCGACUUCAUACCGUGGAGAAACCAUUUGCCUCUCCCAUUUCACAUUCACACUGAGGGGAAAAUUUUAAUAAGUUUUUGGUUUUGUGUUUAACCAUCACAGUCGUUGAAUCCCGUUGCAAGCCCACAAGUAACUGCUGGUCUAGUUUAGAGAUACAGCACAGAAAUAGGCCCUUCGGCCCACCGGGUCUUCGCCAACCAGUGAUCCUCGCACAUUAACACUAUCCUACACCCACAAGGGAUAAUUUUUACAUUUACCAAGCCGAUUACACUACAAACUUAUAUGUCUGGAAUGUGGGGAAAAACCCAUGCCGGUCACGGGGAGAACGUACAAACUCCGUACAGACAGCACCCGUAAUCGGGAUCGAACCCGGGUCUCCGGCGCUGCAUUCACUGUAAGGCAGCAACGCAACCGCUGCGCCACCGUGACUGCAGUUGUACUCUGCAGUUGCUGCUGGUGUUCAUUGCUGAGUUUGUUCUGCUGUUGUUUCUAAUUCUAUUACUGGGCUGUUAAUAACAAGGCUGGAGUUUAAUAUUCUAGCUUUGUGACUAAUAAAUGUAUUCUGUCGAAAA